Messenger RNA from Indicator indicator, 1155 nucleotides. It is a transcript of the gene ACKR4, whose product is annotated as atypical chemokine receptor 4. Gene Ontology annotation, cellular component: membrane. The transcript is spliced from 3 exons. Gene Ontology annotation, biological process: chemotaxis; G protein-coupled receptor signaling pathway; immune response. Gene Ontology annotation, molecular function: scavenger receptor activity; chemokine receptor activity; chemokine binding. Bases 1 to 1155 code for a protein of 384 amino acids. The record is from RefSeq and is a predicted model, not a curated record. Lineage: Eukaryota; Metazoa; Chordata; Aves; Piciformes; Indicatoridae.
AUGAGAAGAACUAGUUCCAAUCAUUUCACUGAAGCGCAUCCCAGCUGCAGAACCAGCUACUCAUCUGCUGACAAAAGCUUCACCAUGGGUUGGGAUACAAAUAACUCAAGUGAUUACUGGAUUGAGGAUGAGGAGGAUCUCAACUCUCUUAUAGACUACAAUGCAUAUGAGCUCCUCUGUGAAAAAAGUGAUGUGAGGAAUUUCAGUAAGUUAUUUCCGCCAGUGUUCUAUGCAUUGGCUUUCACCCUUGGAGUGGCUGGGAAUUCCCUGGUGGUGGCAAUUUAUGCCUACUGCAAGAAAGCCAAGAGCAAGACAGAUGUGUACAUCAUGCAGCUGGCCAUUGCUGACCUGCUCCUACUCUUCACACUGCCCUUCUGGGCUGUCAACGCAGUGUGGGGCUGGGAGCUUGGGAACUCCAUGUGCAAGCUCACUUCCUCUCUGUACACCACGAAUUUCAGCUCCAGCAUGCUGUUCCUUGCCUGUAUCAGUGUGGACAGAUAUAGGGCCACUGCUCAACCCCAGGGUCAGAGAAGAGCUGGCAAGCACUGCAGUGUCACCUGCCUCUGUGUCUGGCUGUCUGCCAUCCUCCUCAGUAUCCCUGAACUGGUAUUUAAUCAAGUCAAGAAGCACAAUGACAGGAAUGAAUGCCUUCCUGUAUUUCCCAUGAAUAUGGAAACACUCUUAAAAGCAACUAUUCAAAUCCUGGAAAUCACCCUGGAAUUUCUGCUUCCCUUCCUGGUCAUGCUGAUCUGCUACUCAGCAACUGCUCGAGUGCUCUUCAGGUCUGCCAGUGCCAAGCAAUGCAGACCCUUCCUGGUCCUGCUGGCAGUUGUGGCUGCUUUCGUUGUCACCCAGCUGCCUUACAACGUGGUGAAGUUCUGGCAAGCCAUAGACAUGAUCUACAUGCUGAUCACUGACUGUGAUGCAAGCAAAACUGUAGACAUUGCACUCCAGGUCACCAAGAGCAUAGCUCUGUUCCACACCUGCCUGAACCCCCUUCUCUAUGCCUUCCUGGGUACCUCUUUCAAAAUGCAUAUUAUGAAAAUUGCAAAAAAUUAUGGAUACUGGAGAAGACAACAACAGAAUGGAAGGCUUGAAGAAGAUUCUGUGAAUUAUGAAGACCACACUGAAGAAACCACCAGUUUCACUAUAUAG